UAUUGAACUCUCCGUAAAAAACAAUUGUGGAAUUGGGUGUUGCAUUUGCUUCACAUCUGCUUUUUACCCGCAGAAGUAGAGGAUGCAGUGGAGAAAGACCCUUUCCUUCCCUUCUCCAGAUGAAGUUGUCCCAGUUCAAUGGCAGCGGCAGCGGCAGCAGCAGCAACAACAAGAAGUUGCUCUUUUUGUCUCCGAUCAGAGGACUCUCUAUUUGGUGAACAUUUUCAUUGUGAACAUGGUUCGUUUUUUGAAUCGAUUCUCAGCCCUCUGUGAGGAAAAACUCGCCCACGUCCACAGGAGAAUAUUGCAGUUAGAUGCUUCUCUUACACUACUAGAGGCACAGUUAACGAGCAUUGAUUGGAAUAAAAUUGAAGAGCAUUGUAGCAGGUCAGAAGAUGCUGGAUCUUCAAAAUAACCAAAUAUACAUAAUAAUCAUUUAUCUACGGAAAGUUCCUGCAGUAUGUUAAUCUGGGUUUAGUUUGAAUGUUUUCUUUUUUCUUGGUAUAUAGUUGUACCUUUUGCCUGAUGAAAGUAAUGUUCUUUUAUGAUUUUCCUACCCCAUCUUUAUGGUAGAAGUUACCCUAGUCA
Molecule: messenger RNA, 588 nt
Organism: Nelumbo nucifera (sacred lotus)
Lineage: Eukaryota; Viridiplantae; Streptophyta; Magnoliopsida; Proteales; Nelumbonaceae
Biological process (GO): exocytosis; actin filament polymerization
Cellular component (GO): WASH complex
Source: RefSeq, a predicted model, not a curated record